GACGAUGACCAGCGUACGCUGCGGCGCCCUACCUCAUUAAGAAGCAUACGCUGCAGUGUCUGCACGCAAAAGAAACAACCAUGGGUUCUCUAAUGGCAGGAUGGAGUUCUCCGUUUCAGGAUCCUAACCAUGUCAAGGUUCAGAGGAACAGAUCACUCACCAGAGGAGAGAUUGAUGCAUUCUGGAAAGAAAAGAAGUCCAAGGAAGAAUAUGUGGGCGCAGUCAACGGUCUUGUGGAUAGUAAUCAGGAGAACAUAAACAUAGGGUCCAGCGAAAUGCUACAACCAUCAGGGGAUCUGCCACCGCGUGAUAGGAAGCAGAGCAUUCUGAACAGUAGCUCCAAAUCCGACGCUGACAUCCUUAAGACAAAUUGCUGGUGGACAAGGAGCAGUUAUGCGUUUCUAAAUGCAAUUCCUGUAACGUCCAUGGAAGGUCCUUCUUACAAAUAUGCGUCACAAUAUAACUCCUCUGGUAGUGUAGAGAAGAACGGCAUGUAUGAUUUUGCGGUAGAACUUUUGGAUUACUGUACAUAUGUCCCUGUACGAAAGCUGUGUUGUGUUUAUCAGCAUAUUCUAAAUGUGCUAGUUGGUGGUGUUGCUGAUUUGUUGGCGGAUCGUUCAUCUUCACUUAUCUGGUUCCUGUAG
This is a messenger RNA of Musa acuminata AAA Group (dessert banana), 644 nucleotides long. RefSeq lists its product as uncharacterized. The coding region runs from base 81 to 644 and encodes 187 amino acids. The transcript has 5 exons. The record is from RefSeq and is a predicted model, not a curated record. NCBI's taxonomy places the organism in Eukaryota, Viridiplantae, Streptophyta, Magnoliopsida, Zingiberales, Musaceae.